Molecule: messenger RNA, 526 nt
Organism: Oppiella nova
Lineage: Eukaryota; Metazoa; Arthropoda; Arachnida; Sarcoptiformes; Oppiidae
Source: the annotation of a GenBank genome assembly
AAAAAAUAAUUUUUUAUAAUGAAUAUGUCGUUAAUAUGUGGCACAAGUAGUGCUGGAAGUACCUCCAGCUCCAUGGCCAGUACGAGUAGUACCAUGAAUGAUAAAGUAAAUAAUCUAAAUAAUAACCAAGAUCAAAAUAAACUUACUGAUAAUAAUAAUAAUAUGGAUAAAACCCAAACCAAACUGAAUAAACUGUUUCGCCCCUGGGUCACGUGCCGGUGCGUCGACUGCAAUAUGACCAUCGAUUCGGACAAAUUGGCGGAUAUUAUGAAAAAGGUUUUAAACGAGAAAAAUAUGGCCAAACGGAAGGACACCGGCGAGUCUAGUGGUCUCAACAGUCAUCAGCAGCGGAAUGGUAGCAAAAAACUGAAAAUCUUACGCAAACACAGUUUGGAGGACUCGAUGAGCGACUGCCGAUCGGAGAUAUCUAACGGAUCGACAAUUAUCUACUGAAUCGCAUGAAUAUAUAUAAUAUUUUACAUAUAAUUAUGAUAUAAAUACGGAUAUAAUUACCAUUGGAUUUGAC